Molecule: messenger RNA, 4702 nt
Organism: Limanda limanda (common dab)
Lineage: Eukaryota; Metazoa; Chordata; Actinopteri; Pleuronectiformes; Pleuronectidae
Product: protein Shroom2-like
Exons: 10
Coding region: 1-4686 (1561 amino acids)
Biological process (GO): actin filament organization
Cellular component (GO): cortical actin cytoskeleton; apical junction complex; apical plasma membrane
Molecular function (GO): actin filament binding
Source: RefSeq, a predicted model, not a curated record
AUGGCUGCCAUGGACGACCUGAGAGCUUCAGCAGGGAGGAUGAGAUGGCUGAGGGAGGUGGAGAAGUUGCGGGGAGCGGGCCGGCGGAGGAAAGGGGACGACGAUGAAGAGGAGGAGGAGGAGGAGGAGGAGGAGCGGGUGGAAGUGCUGCUCCGAGGCAAAGCACCGUGGGGCUUCACCCUGAGGGGGGGCACCGAGCACCGGGAGCCGCUGGUCAUCACCAAGGUGGAGCCGGGCAGCGUGGCAGCAGCCGCCCGUCUCCAGGCCGGGGACGAGAUGCUGAGCGUCAACGCCGUCCCCCUCGCCGGCUCCCGGCAGGAGGCCAUCUGCCUGGUGAAGGGCUCCCACAAGACCCUGGCCCUGGUGGUCCGAAGGAAGAAUGAUCCAGGCUCGCGGCCCCAUUCCUGGCACUCCUCCAAGCUGACAGAAGAGGAGACAGAGCCGGCUGGGAGAGAGGCCCCCCCGGCACCGGACUGGCAGCCCAAACAUGAAGCAAGGCCCAAAGAAUUGUCCACUCAAGGGGAAGAGAACAGCCAGCGUCAGCUAACCAGUCAGUUCAGCUCAGUGAACAGCAUGGAGAGACUGGACCGUCCCUCUCAUCCUUUCCCACCGGCUCGUCUUUCCCCGACCAAACACAUCAGCGGUGCAGAGCCCCUCACGGGACCUGCCGGCAAGAGAGACUCUGCGUUCAGCUGCUUCUCCAACGGCUCCAGCCCUCCGGUUCACGACCAGAGCACGCCUGGUAGGAAGGGAACCAGCACUGAAAACAUUUUCUUCAAGGGCCUUCAGAGCGAGGGGCUUCAACAGGCCGGGCGGCCCAGGUACCACCAGCCGGCGCUGGGGGGCGGAGGCUGGGAGGAGCAGCCGGCCACUCGGGUUUCCAUCGCAGGGAGAAUGAGCAUCGGCCCAGUGUGGCAGGUACCAGAGAAGAAGUCCCAGUCUCCGCCUCCACCACCUCCUCCCCUGCGCAGUGACAGUUUUGCCGCCACAAAAGUGUUCCCGUACCCCGAAGGUCCAGGUGGUCCCACCAAGAGCCUCCGCAGAUCCAUCGAGAAACUGACCGAGAGCAACGAGCAGAACGGCCUCAGACCUCACCAAGGGAAAACCUCCGAUCCCAGACACGGCUUCAAGCCCCUUCCCGCCAAAGACUCCCUCCACCCCCCCCACGCGGCCGCCGACCACAACCACAACCAGCUGCACCCCAACAAACUGUUCUCUCUGUCCAGCAAUGACGUGAGACAGUCUCAUUACACCCAGGUAGCUGCCCACCAGAGGCAGUACAGUGAUGAAAGCCCCUUCUACCUGCACACCAGGUCAGCUCCUCCCGCAAAGACGCAGAGUGUCGGCAGCUACUAUCGCAGCCUCCAGGACCUACCCACUAAUCUGUUCAACCGCAGGCACGUCAGGCACUCCACCGCGUCCAUGACAAGUUGUGCUGCGAACCCACACCUGGAGGGUUGGGGCCACAGCAGAUACUACGGCCCAGCAGGCAAACAUCUGGCCCAGGCCGCGGAGCUUCAGGCCAGGCAGGGCAAAGCAGAGGGCCGGAGGGGGGAGACGGAGAAGGCACACUGGGUGAACAGCAGUGAACCAGGAUUCUCAAGUUCACUGAAGGCAAAGUACCCUCUACCUCAGUCCCAGACGCCUUACAGCGAAAAUAAGGAGCGCAACGGUCAUUCCCAUCUGGGGAACGGUCUUCAUCCGACCUCAGAACCUUGUAACCAGAGCCGCAGCCCAGAGGACGCUGCAAAGAGAGCUGAAGGACACAGUAAUGACACCAAAAGACAUUUUUCCGCACAUCUAAGUAAUGAACACAAGGUCAGUCUUUCAAGGCAGCAAGACCCAUGGGUGCCUCAAGAAGACAAGCGGAUAUCCCCCCUGAAAACCCCCCUCCUCCACUCCCUGGCCCAGGAGAGCAGGAGUCUGGCUGAGAGGCAACCUGCAGCUUUGACCAUGGGCGUGAUGUCCACCCAGGACACUGGUGACCCCAUGGCCACCGGCAGCGGAAAGGUGAACCGACGCAGUGACCGCUACGCUACCACGCUCCGAAAAGAGAUCCAGCAGAAACGAGCUCAGCUGCAGAAGAGUCGCAGCGCUGCAACCCUGACGUGUGACGCCGAGGACGAGGAGGUGGAGGAGUGGAGAUCCACUGAGACUUCCACGUCCUCUGGUGCCUCCUUUUCUAAUAUCUACAAGGAUCACCUGAAAGAGGCUCAGGCCCGGGUUCUCCAGGCCACCUCCUUCCAGAGACGCGACCUGGAGCCCCUUGGACCCGAGGUGCCGGUAGUGAAAACCUCCAACGGACGCAUUAGAGGACGUAAACGCUUCCCCCUGGCGAAGAGGACUCACUCCUUCUCAGAGCCGGACAAGAUAGACAAAGUAGGGGUGGAGUCGGAACCUCAGAGGGAGUCCUUCGGAGAGCGCAGGAGGUUCUUCGAGGCCAAACCAGCUUUCUCCAGACCCGUGCUGAGGUCAAGUCAAAGUUCAAACCUGAACACGGACCUGGGUGAGAUAAGCAAAGUCAAAGAGAACACCUCCUCUGCAGAGCCUGAGGAGCCACACUCCUCUGCAGAGCCCGACCUCCUCAGUCCUGGGUACAAUCAGAGUUUACUGGAGCAGCAGAGGCUCGGGACCUUCGCUGAGUACCAGGCCACAUGGAACAAGCAGAAGAAGUCGCCAGAGGCCAAGACACAAGGGAGGUAUCACUCUGCAGAGAAUAUCUUGGAUGCAGAUGCUGAGGAGAAAGUCCUCUGCACCCAUGAGAGAUCCAGAUCAUCCCCCUCUGCAGACUUCUACGCACAGAACCUUCCCUCACCGUGGAGAGACCCUGGAGACCAGCAGAGCAGUUACACCACCAGAGGAGAAUCAGAGACCCGACUGCGACUUCAGCCCGACCGCGGCCCACACUCGGCCCCGUCAGGGCCCAGGAACCAGGGCCCAGCACCGGGCCUCUGUGACCACAGGACCAAAUCCAACGCUGCCAAUCCCUCCCAGACCACACGCUCCUCGGGCCCUCGCAGCCACAGCCCCGGCCCUGGCUCCCGGCACGCGGCUCCGCCUCCACAAACCAAGGGCCUCCUGCCGCCGCCCAGGCCCCUUUUAGGGCCAGAAACCACAUCCUCCUCCCAGGAAUUCCUCGCUGCCUCCCAGGCGAACCCGGCGGCGCUCCAGCCUCUGUCCAGCUGCGGCUCUGAGACCCAGCACCAUGAUACUGCCCCCGGCUCCUCCGCUGGCCCCGCCCCCUGGACGUCCCCACCAGAUGUGAGUCAAGGAGAUGUGGAGCCCGGGCAGGAGAAGGAGCUGCUGCCACGGCCUUCGUCUCCUCGCUCCUCCUGGACGGCCCCCCUGUCUUUACCCGGCGCCGAUCGAGUGCGGUCUCCCUCGCCACAGUUUGCACCGUUGAGACUGACCGACAAGCCGCCGGCCGCGAAGCAUGACUCAACACUCAGGUCAGAAAAUGAGCUGACGUUUGCAGCAGAAGGGAUGGAUGUGAACAGUCCGGUGAGGAAAGUCCCCGUGAGGAUCGUCCACGCUGAGAGCAGCUCGGACCGGGGGGGACGUGCCUACCUGCCCCCGACGGGCGAGACCUGCCGUCCCUUUGAGCCGUCGCCCUACGUCCCCUGCCUAGGGGCCACAGAGCACCCGGUGUCGUCCCUGUUCAGCGCCUACAUCCGCCAGGUCCCUCAGGACCCGGGUCACGCUUCCUCACAAGAGACAGACAACGAGUCGAGCUCGGCAGGUGUCCAACGCUCAGAGGAGGACGCCAAGAGAGAGGAACUGGCCAGGGACAUCAUGGGUAAAGACAAGACCCUGGUGGACAUCCUCAACCAGAGUGGCAGGAAGACCACCAUGGACCUCAUGGAGGGGCUCUUUCCUCCAGAGGAGCAGAUCCUGGAGGGAGCCCACCAGAGGAGGAGGACCCCCACCAGCUGCAGGCCGACCACGUCGUCCCCCAGGACCACGGACAGGAGGGGGGAGGAGGAGGAUGUGUCUGCAUCAGCUUCUCUGGUGCCCGGCUCCUCCUACUACAACACAUCAGCUCCCAAAGCCGAGCUCCUCAUCAAGAUGAAGGACAUGCAGGGGCAGCUGGAGGAGCAGGACUCUGAGGACGAGCUGGACAUCGACCUGGCCAGUAAAAAGCAAGAGCUGAUCUCCAGCCUGGCGAGGAAGCUGGAGGUUCUGCGGGAGGCGCGGCAGAGCCUGCAGGACGAUGUGGAGGACAACGAGACCCUGGGUCGGGAGGUGGAGGUCACCGUGCAGCGCCUCUGUCAGCCCAACCAACUCGACAAAUUCCGCAUGUUCGUGGGCGACCUGGACAAGGUGGUGAGUUUGCUGCUGUCGCUGUCGGGGCGGCUCGCCCGGGUGGAGAACGCCCUCAACAGCCUGGAGGACGAAGCUUUGCCCGAGGAGAAGCGGAACCUGACGGAGAAACGCAAGCUGCUGAUGCGUCAGCACGAAGACGCCAAGGAGCUGAAGGAGAACCUGGACCGUCGGGAGCGCCUGGUGUCCGGGAUCAUGGAGGUCCACCUGGACGCCGAGAGCCUGGACGACUACCGGCACUUCGUCAAGAUGAAGUCGGCCCUCAUCAUCGAGCAGCGCAAACUGGAGGACAAGAUCAAGCUGGGCGAGGAGCAGCUGAAGUGUCUGUUGGACAGUCUGCCGCUGGAGCAGAGGCCAAUGCUCUGAAGCCUGGAAACAGCAU